Opisthorchis viverrini is the source of this 3785-nucleotide messenger RNA. RefSeq lists its product as hypothetical. NCBI's taxonomy places the organism in Eukaryota, Metazoa, Platyhelminthes, Trematoda, Opisthorchiida, Opisthorchiidae. Gene Ontology annotation, molecular function: actin filament binding. Gene Ontology annotation, cellular component: cytoskeleton; plasma membrane; postsynaptic density. The record is from RefSeq and is a predicted model, not a curated record. Bases 144 to 2285 code for a protein of 713 amino acids. The transcript has 13 exons.
GCGAAUUUUGAUUUCCGCGGGUAUUAGAGGUCGCUGCACUUUUGUGUAGUGGCGUGCGUUCUUCGUUGACCUCGGAUUACUCUUAUAUAUUUGCCGAUUUGUGAGACCACAUGUGAGAUUCCCUUCCCUGUCUGUGCUGCAUCAUGAAUUCUGAACAUGAUGCCAUCCAAAGUACGACCGUGUUUGGCACUAACGGACCCUUAGUAGAUCAUCUAAACACCGGUGAUUCUGGUACAUUUGACUCUAGAAUAGGUGGUGAUGAUACAAAGUUAUCUUCAACUCUCAGGUCCUAUCCUGAUAGUUCAAGGUCAGCAACCGGAUUUCGUGGUCACAAACACGGAAACCCUUUGCAAGCACUCAGUGAGCUCCUUGGGCAAAACUUGAAGAUCGAGGGUCUUGCGGAUUUCAAGGGCCAACUUCCAACCAUUCCAGUGAAUGACCUCCGGGGUGAGGAAGCUUCCGCCUAUUCCCGUGAGGAAUGUACCCUUCGGCGAAGUCUGGCAGCGUUAUACCGUCUCGUGGAUGUUCGUGGAUGGACCCAUUCGAUUUACAAUCACAUAUCGGCAAGGUGUCCGGACAACUCCCACCAUUUCCUUGUCAAUCCCUUUGGUUUGUUAUACCAUGAGAUUCAAGCAUCCUGCCUGGUGAAAAUCGAUGAAGAAGGUAACGUUAUCCAACAAGGUAGCACAGUGUUGGGUGUCAACAAGGCCGCUUGGACGUUACAUUCCGCCCUGUACGCGUCUCGACCGGAUGUCAACUGCAUCGUUCACAUACACCUGCCAGAUGUUAUCGCGGUCUCUUGUAUUCGGGCUGGUCUGCUGCCCGUUAGUCCUGAGGCCAACGAACUUCUCAGUUCCAUUGGUGUGCAAUAUCAUGACUACCACGGAAUCCUGGUCGACGAUGCAGAAAAGGGUAGCAUACAGAAGGACCUUGGACCCAAAGCCAAAGUGCUGUUUCUACGAAACCACGGUGUUGCAGUCGCAGCCUCAAGUGUUGCUGAAGCUUGGUAUGUACUCAAGCGUGUUGUUGCCGCCUGUCAAACGCAGGUUGUACAGUUGUAUGGUCGGGAGAAGUGGCCUGUGCGAGCAGCGGAACUUAAACGUCUCCAGAUCUUCGACAACCGUCGUUUCAAAACCGUGGUUCCUUUAGCCUGGUGCCGGCGAAUUGGCAAGGAGACAGUUGGGGAAAAUCUUUCAGCCGUAACACCCUCUCAGUGCAUUGCUGUCAUGCCACCGAAAGGGAGCAUGAUGGCUGAGAUACUGCCAGGUAGCCCGAACCUUGACAGCAGUCGAGAUGCAAAGAUGCGAAUGCUUCAGCUGACCGGCGGAGCUAGUAUGUUGGCCGAUCUGAAAGCAACGGCAGCGUAUUUGAUGGAUGGUACUUCCAGCUCUGCACCGCGGCCAUUCUCAGACCUUGAUGGUGAUGAUGAAAUGAACGAUGCCCAUGGGCACUCACUUUUAAAUGGGAAAGCCCGUAGCGGAUCCGGAGAAAUAUCCUGGGCACCAGCAGAACUGGAGUUCGAAGCCGAAAUGCGGGUACUCGACAGUGCUGGAUUUCGGACCGGUCAUGUCUAUCGGCAACCGAAUCUGCUCCGAAGAGCACAUGCCGCGUCCACAUGGGCUGGAGACACGCUAGGCGAUCAAAUGACUGGUGCCGACUUGUUUACCACGGAUUUCUCGGCAACUGAAUUUAGUGCUACUGAUGAUGUCGCGGCCGCGGAGGCUGCCGGGGUUCAGCAAGUGGCUAAAAUCGUGGACAGCGUGAAAGCCAAUCGGUUGAAGAGUGUGCAACGCAACCAAUGGUUAUCAGACAAACGGGACCCCACAGCACCAGGUCUUGUGAGCAGUUCGAUGGUGGCCUCACCCGGUUCCAACCAGUCUGCGAACUUGACACCGGUUGUUAGACCGGUACACUCGUUUCACAAUCCUCCACCCGAUUCCCCAGUCACUACUCCUCUGAAGCGUCCACCCUUGGGUUACUCACCAUCCAGUUUACCAAGAGCCCCCAGCUCCCUACAAGACGGAAGAAGCAGUCCUAUGUUGAACGGCGAAUCGCUGAUUGUCACCCGGUCCCCUCCGGAUCAGCUAAGACCAGCGAUCAAAAGUGCUACCCUGCCGGCCUCAGUGAAGAACCGCGCCGAGGUCAAUGCCCACACUACCAACACAUUGCAAUCCGCUGAUGGUUUGGCGCUCAGUGGUGACGAAGAGAAAUCAAAAAGUGAAAAGAAGGUCAGGAAGAAGGGGAGUUUCCGUAUCCCGUCAUUCUCCCGGAAGAAAAAGCACUAGUUGCCGCAUAGACUCCCCCACAUUCGCCUUGCUUCAGCACAGCAAGUCAUCCGAUCUAGUUUGCUCUCGCCAGCGGGAUGGUCUGUUUGUGUAAUUCUACCCCACUUCAUUAUUUCGCGAUUCGUUUAUGUGCCCCAACCCUCCCCAAAGCGCAUCAGUGCUGCAUAAAUCUAUUUUUCAUACUUGUCUCCUGAGCCCUCGGUGUGUUACGCCCACUUGUCAGGUUCCAUUCUAUAAGGGUAACUUUGUUUCUCUUUUGGUCUAUUUGUUGAUUCUAAUUGUCGGAUCAACCGAUUGUUGCGACUCAUCUCUCCUGUGGGUCGGUUCGGUGUACUACAACCCCUCUCGUGUCUACUCCGCAAGCGCCUGCAUCAAGUUGUCCUUUCAUCGUAUCGCUUGCAGUGGGCAAAAUACCCGUGUGCACUUGUCACCUCACUGUUUUGUGUUUCUGUCAUUUCGAAGUAGUUCUUGCGGUACCAGUGUUCUCACGUUUGAAUCCCCCCCGGGUUUGGGUGAUUCGAAUUGAUGUUUUCCCAUUCUCCUUGAUUGUUGCUUUCAGUAAUUCAUGUACUCGGUUUCCUACACAGCCUCUGCCACCACGGGCGUUUUUCCAAGUUCCUCGGUUCCUCUACUUUUGUCAGCUGCUUUUGUGUGAACUGUUACCCAUGGAUUUUCGGAACCCUGCCAUCUGCUUCGCUCACGUCCUGCACUUAUUUUGCUUUUGAUGACGCCUAGCCUGUCCCCAGUGUUUAGUACGAACCAUGGACACUAUUCUAUCUAGAAAGCUGUACUAUUAUCAUUCGUUGCUUUUCCAUACCCAGUGAUUCUUUAUGGCCUACCUGUUAUUUCCACUUGUGUUAGGUAUCUUGAAUUAAUGGCUGAGCGUCUGGCAACUCGGCACCCGCAUUGUUUUCACGUCCACCCGAACAUUACAUCCAGCUAGACAGCUGAUCCAUCUUACGUGGCCCAUAUUCUUUGUGUUUUACACCUCAUUGUCAAGAUCCAUCGAAUGACGUCGAUGAGUUAACCUUUUUCUAGUGUUUGCCUUCCGUCUGAUUAACUCCUAUGUGAUGAUCAACAUGUGUGUUUCGUUCGUCGGCCUAGCUGCAUUUUAUUCAGGCUGAAGAACAGCACAGGUCAUUCUAAUCUUCACUGUCGCCACUGCUUUCGGAACCCAUUUUCGCGCUUCGCUGCCGCUUUUGCCUCCUGUCACGUUGUCCACUACACGCAUUGUAUUUCGAAUUGUUCGUUCAUUUGUUUUAAUUCCGUUUUUUGGGUAUCGCAGUGGCGAGAAUCCAACGGGAAAUGUUUCUCCUCUUCAUUUUAGUGCUGAAUAAACCAAGAUAUUCUCUUUCACUCCGUUGAAAUGAUUUGUUUUCGGUUUUCACUUACGUAACCAGAAGGCCUAUCUUCUAAGCGUAGAGAAUGAAACUCCGCUUUUGGUUUUCUUUACACAGGUCUGGUUGAUCUCGGUCGUUUUAGUGAGACACACUGAAUUUC